CUGGUAAAGGUUUAACAGAUUGGAAAAUCUCUCGGAAGAAGCCUGGAACCUUCGUCACACUCUCCUGUCCAAGUUGCAAGGUAAUUGCAGACUGUUUACCGGGAGUGGAUAACAAUUUUGCUACACACUGGAACCGCUCCCCAUGGAGUCGCGCAUAAAGCGACUGUUUCGGAGCAAGAGCAAAAAGCACAAGCAGGAACAGGGCCAGAAGACACAACCACAAACCCUUCGAUCCCACCAUGGGCGCACCGAUGGGGCGGCACGAGCUGACCCCUUACUGCGGACUUCUGCAUAUGAAUCGCUUCCUGCACGCGGGGAGCCGCUUACCGGAGCCUAUCCGCUGAGAGGCAAUGGCGAAGGCUCUGCUCCAAUACUCAAUGGACGCCAACGUGCUCUGCGACAAACGCAUAAUGGAUUGGGAAACCCUCAUCGCGCCACCAAGAGUGACGUUGCAGUGCCACCCUUGCCGCCGGACAUGGAAGAUGCCCUAAAACAUCAUCGCCAGUCAGCUUCUACCGGAAACUUGAGCAAUACUAUGCACAGAAACGGCGUACCUGGAAUGGCCUUCACCACAGACAAGCCAGAACCUCUCACGAAUCAUGGUAUCUCCCGAGAUGUCUUAACGACGGCCUCGGGAAAUGGGGACGGUCAGUCUCGCCGCCGCAAGCCGCCUCCAAGGCAGCAUGUUGACUUACUUUUAGCAGCCGGACUCCCACAUGAAUAUUCAGCUAAAGCCCCACCUGCUCCGAGGAAUGGAAACUAUAACGAAGCCAUAGCUGAUCGCAAUAUUGAAAACACAAGCACGGCAAUGCCGGACCACUCCAAGAUAUUGAACGGCGACGGACACCGUGUCUCUUCGGAGCGGAAGCUGCCUGAAGAGACAUCCAAACCACUGGCAGCUGGGCAAGGCGCUCCAGUCAAUAGUGAGCUUGCUUCUUCUCUCAUUGAACGCGCGCGAAAUGGCGAGUCGCCACCACCUCGCCAAAGUUCGAGAAAUCAAGCAGAGUUACGGGAGAAAGUGGAUGGCGACCGAUCAGUAAGGGAAAGGCCUUACUCUGGAGUAAUUUUGUCGGCAACGCCUCCGGGAACACGUAACGUCUCGAGCAAUCAAAAUGACAUGCUAAACAAGUCUUUGCCACCUGUGCCAACUACAGAGAGGGAAAAUGCAAGCGUCGUGUCCAAGAAUGAGCCUAGAGCAACAGAGAAAGCGGAGCCUUCAAAUACUACUAGUGAGGUUACGAGGAAACCUUUUCCGGUCCAGGAUGGUUCAAAGCUACCGUCACUAGAGGGAAUAGUGGAUCUAUCCAAUACUGUCGAUACGACCGUCUCAGAAAGAGUUGCACCAGGUAUAUCCUCUCCCCAGUGCCUAUGUUUUGGAUAUCUGGCUCAGUCUCAACAGCUGUCACCCAUGAAACCGUGAGCAAGAAGAUACACCACUCUCGCGAAGAGGUCACCACGCGUGAGAUUCAUCAUCACGAGGUUUAUCAUCGAAUUCAGCCUAUCAUAGACGUGGAAGUGUUGCCUCCGCGUCAUUUUCUCCCAGUUGAAGGGGGCGGUCUCGUGGAAAUAUCAGGCGACAAUCUUCCAGGACGUCAAGGUCAUUGGGUAAUCGCGGAAACAGUCUCAAAUAUUCCGUCCGACGAGCAAGCUCCAGAUAUUUCUCCACGAUUCUCCGCCCGGAAGUUUGGACCCACCGAAGGA
Molecule: messenger RNA, 1701 nt
Organism: Xylona heveae TC161
Lineage: Eukaryota; Fungi; Ascomycota; Xylonomycetes; Xylonales; Xylonaceae
Exons: 1
Coding region: 143-1420 (425 amino acids)
Source: RefSeq, a predicted model, not a curated record